Neoarius graeffei (lesser salmon catfish) is the source of this 2012-nucleotide messenger RNA. It is a transcript of the gene arsj, whose product is annotated as arylsulfatase family, member J. The record is from RefSeq and is a predicted model, not a curated record. The transcript has 2 exons. Bases 93 to 1793 code for a protein of 566 amino acids. Lineage: Eukaryota; Metazoa; Chordata; Actinopteri; Siluriformes; Ariidae.
CAGCAGCGGCACGUGGACUUGAUGCCCCGCUCGGGCUGCUCCCGCAGGGAAGCCGAAUGGUGUGAGGGUCGAGGCGCCCUGAAGAGGCGGCCAUGUUGGUGCUCAGGGUUCUGGCCGGGUUCUGCCUGUGCAGCGCGGCCGCCUCUGGAUACGGAAGAUGGACGAAGAACUUUCGCACCAACUCAAAUGAAGUGGACAAACCCGGCUCUCAGCCGCACAUCAUUUUCGUUAUGGUGGACGAUCAGGGUUACAGGGACGUGGGAUAUCACGGGUCCGAGAUCAAGACCCCGACACUGGACUGGCUGGCGGCGAACGGAGUGAAACUGGAGAAUUAUUACGUGCAGCCGCUGUGCAGCCCAUCCCGCAGUCAGCUCAUGACCGGCAGGUAUCAAAUCCACACUGGGCUCCAACACUCCAUAAUCCGCCCCACCCAAGCCAACUGCCUCCCCCUAGAAAACGUCACCCUCCCCCAAAAGCUCAAGAACGCAGGCUAUGCUACACACAUGGUUGGCAAGUGGCACCUUGGUUUCUACAAGCGUAGCUGCAUGCCUACACAGCGUGGCUUUGACUCCUUUUUCGGCUCCCUUCUAGGGAGCGGUGACUACUACAGCCACUACAAAUGUGACAGCCCUGGAAUGUGUGGCUUUGACCUGCAUGAAGGUGAGGAAGCUGCAUGGGAGCAAGACCGAGGGAUCUAUUCCACCCACAUGUAUACUCAAAAGGCAGUACGUAUACUAGCAUCACACAACCCUAGACAACCCAUCUUCCUGUACUUGGCAUACCAAGCAGUGCACUCCCCUCUGCAGGUUCCUGCUCGCUAUCUGGAACGCUAUAAAUCCAUCCCAAAUCUGCAACGACGCAAGUACGCUGCCAUGGUCAGCUGCUUGGAUGAGGCUAUGCGCAACUUAACACUUGCACUCAAACGCUAUGGCUACUAUGACAACGUGGUCUUGGUGUACUCUUCCGACAAUGGGGGUCAACCUCUGGCAGGUGGCAGCAACUGGCCGCUAAGAGGUAGUAAGGGAACCUACUGGGAGGGAGGCAUACGGGUAGUGGGGUUUGUGCACAGUCCCCGACUUGUGAGGAGAGGUACUUGUAAGGCCCUGAUCCACAUUACUGACUGGUACCCAACCCUGGUAACACUUGGUGAAGGUACGCUUGAUGAGAAUCAGAAUCUGGAUGGCUAUGACGUUUGGGAGUCGAUCAGCGAAGGGUUUCCAUCUCCACGUCAUGACAUCCUCCACAACAUAGACCCCAUCUACACCAAAGCUAAGAACGGCUCCUGGAAGGCAGGAUAUGGAAUCUGGAACACAGCAGUCCAGGCAGCUCUCCGUGUUGGGGACUGGAAACUCCUGACAGGUGUUCCAGGCUACAGCGACUGGGUUCCACCACAAACCUUUUCCAAACACACGUUGAGCAAACGCUUGCACAGUGAGCGUGUGCGCUGGGAUCGAGGCAAGUCGAUUUGGCUUUUUAACAUCACAGCUGACCCUUUUGAGCGUGUGGAUCUGUCCAAACGUUACCCACACAUCGUGAAAAAGAUGCUACUCAAACUUUUGCACUACAACAAGACAGCUGUGCCGUGCCGCUACCCACCCAAGGACUAUCGGUCCAAUCCUCAGUACAAUGGAGGGGUCUGGGGACCUUGGUACUCGAACAUUGAUGAACAGGAGAAUGAAAAUAAUAGUAUUCUUUCCAAUAAUGUACGUAAGAUUAAAAAAGAGAAAAAAGUCAAACAUAAAGGGAAGUGGAAAAGGAAAUCUGAUGACUUCUUGGGUCUUCAAUUGCAGUGACUUUUAUGUUUUACCUUGAAAUACUCCAGUACUCAGGGACUGACGGGCAGACUUGAUCUGUUCACAUGAUUUUUCACUGACAGAGUUUUAUAUUUAGAUAAAGUUACGUCUAGUUAGAUAUUUUGGAUGUAAGCAACAGGAAUCGGUUGUUACGCAUCUGAUUCGUUCGAAGAAGCCCACUUAAACACUGCUGUUUCUCCAGCUUAGAAUUGAACAAUG